Messenger RNA from Guillardia theta CCMP2712, 1632 nucleotides. RefSeq lists its product as hypothetical. Gene Ontology annotation, cellular component: beta-galactosidase complex. The annotation marks the transcript as partial. Gene Ontology annotation, molecular function: beta-galactosidase activity. Lineage: Eukaryota; Cryptophyceae; Pyrenomonadales; Geminigeraceae. The transcript has 3 exons. The record is from RefSeq and is a predicted model, not a curated record. Gene Ontology annotation, biological process: lactose catabolic process.
UGGAGGUUCAAACUGUUCCCCAGCCUGCAAGACCUUCCGCAUGUACACAAGUCGUCAGGGUUCGACGGCUCAGACUCGUGGGUGGACAUUGCGGUGCCUUGCAGUGUUGAGUUUGCAGGCCACGGGCAGCCCCUGUACACCAACUUCAUCUACCCCUUCCACUGCGACCCGCCCAAGAUCCCUCGCAGCAUCAACUAUGCCUCCUGCUAUCAAACUUCCUUUUCGAUCCCGUCCUCUUGGUCGGGGAGGAGGAUCAUAAUGUGCUUCGAGGGGGUCGCGUCCUCGUUCCACUGCUGGCUCAACGGAGAGUUCGUGGGAUACUCGCAAGACUCCUUCCUCCCCGCAGAGUUUGACGUCACUCGUUUCGUCUCCUAUGAGAGUGUCCUGUCUGUACAGGUGUACAGGUUCUGUGAUGGGAGCUACAUGGAGAGCCAAGACAUGUGGCUGCUCAGUGGGAUUCAGCGAGACGUGGUGGUUUACAGCAAGAGCCAGGAGGCCUGCGUGUGGGACUACUUCCUCCUCUCCGACUUCGACCCCUCCACCAGAUCGGCUCGCGUCACCCUCGACGAGAGAGGAGAGGAGGAAUUGUCGCUAGAGAUUAUCCUCCAAGGCCCCAAUAGGCUCGACGAGGACGGUCAGUUCGACCUGAAGCGCUCGGACCCUGUGGUGUACAGCAAGCGGCUGGAGGUAGGGAACGGGAGCAAGGAGAUUGUGUGCGAGGGGAACCUGCUAUUCUCUUCCUCCUCCUGCAAGGAAGUUUUCCAUGUUGAGAACGCUUCCCCUUGGUCGCCCGAGAGCCCCGAGCUGUACACCCUGAUCCUAGUGCUGCGAAGGAAGGAUGAGGUGGUGGACGUGGAGGCGACGAGGGUUGGGAUGCGAACGAUUCAGAUCAAGGAUGGAGUGCUGCAAGUCAACGACGUGCCAGUGGAGGUGAGGGGAGUGAACAGACACGAGCACGAUGACAGGAAGGGAAAGUACUGCAGCCGCGAGUUGAUGGUGGAGGAUCUCAAGUUGAUGAAGCAGCUGAACAUGAACGCGGUCAGAACGAGCCACUACCCCAACUGCAUCCUCUUCUACAAGCUCUGCGACGCUUACGGGCUGUGGGUGUGCGAUGAGGCAAACAUCGAGACUCACGGGCUGGUGGCUGAGAACAGCGAGGAGAGGCUGACGCAGGACGCGAGCUGGGAGGAAGCGUUCAUGCAGAGGCUGACGAGGAUGGUCAUCAGGGAUCGCAACAGGCCCUGUGUCCUCGUCUGGUCUCUUGGCAACGAGUCCUCCUACGGUCGAAACCACAUCGCCAUGGCCGCGUGGCUGAGAGAACAUGAGCGGUCGCGUCCUGUGCAGUACGAGGGUUGCGGAGGAGCAGCGAGCACGGACAUCAUCUGCCCGAUGUAUCCGAGCCCGCAGCAGCUCGCCCGGCUGACAAGACUGGAGGAGCAGAAUAGGAGAAGCACGGAGCUCGGACAUCGGUGGCCGCAGGGGACGGCGAGGGGGCUGCGGCCAGUAAUCAUGUGCGAGUACGCGCACGCGAUGAACAACUCGCUGGGGAACUUCGACGAGUUCUGGGAGACGAUCCGGUCCGAGCGAGUGCUGCAAGGAGGGUUCAUAUGGGACUGGACGGAUCAGGGAAUG